Tricharina praecox is the source of this 615-nucleotide messenger RNA. RefSeq lists its product as uncharacterized. Lineage: Eukaryota; Fungi; Ascomycota; Pezizomycetes; Pezizales; Pyronemataceae. The transcript is spliced from 2 exons. The record is from RefSeq and is a predicted model, not a curated record. The coding region runs from base 1 to 615 and encodes 204 amino acids.
AUGUCCCGCGCCUCCUCCUCCACCACCGCUGCCGCCGAGGCCGACACUUCAGACAUGACUCUCGACUUAGCCCUCGAGGCGGAGCGCACCUGCGCCUGCCACGACCCCACUGCCUGCGGUAGCAACGGCCCCUCGACCAGCUGGUCGAUGUUCUGUGGGCACCUGGUCGACCAGUUCUGCGUCGAGCGCGCGAUCAUGGCUGCUCCUAUGAUGUUUUCUGCUUCUUCUCGGUCCCAAGAGCCGAAUGACGAGCUGUGGCGCCUCCCGUGCGGCUGCACGGUCACGUGGGAGUUGUUCCUCAGGAGCAUGCGCGCGUACCCCGUGCCUGCGCCGGAGAAGCUGAAGAUGUCGCCGACGGCGAAGAGGGUUGCGAAGAAGAAGGUGCAGGUAAAGAAGGAGAAGAAUGAGGAGGAUGGCGUUGCGGGGUACGCCGAGAUGGUCGAGAAGAUGAAUACGCGCAGGAACGUCAAGGUCAAAAAGGAGGCGAGCGUCGAGGUCGAGAUUGUCGUCAAGAAGAAGCCCUUGAGGAAUAGGGCGGUUAGCGUCAAGAAGGAGGUUAAAACCGACUCUGAUCAGGAGGAUGCUGGCUAUGUUAGCGAGUGGAUGGACGAAUAG